Molecule: messenger RNA, 309 nt
Organism: Linum tenue
Lineage: Eukaryota; Viridiplantae; Streptophyta; Magnoliopsida; Malpighiales; Linaceae
Source: the annotation of a GenBank genome assembly
GUUUGUUUUGUUCUCUGCUAUUACCAUUCUCAGUUUGCGAGGAUAUCAAUGGUAGCUGAUAAUGCUGGAGCCAAUUGCAUUAGGUCAGAGGAAGAUAUUGGUGGGAUUUUGCAUCAUCAAAGUCUCCAUCCUCCAUGGAUAUAUAGUGUUAAGCUUAUUGUUACUCUUCCCCGUGGAAGCUGCCAAAAGAACAACGAAGCAGCCAGUAGUGGUGCCUUCCACAAAUUAAGUAGCAGAGCGCAGCCUUGGUGUUAAUGGAUCUGAGAUGCAUGAGGAGAGUUGAUUUAUCCAGUUUCCAUAAAUGUUGUA